AUGUGCUGGACCCCUGUGUGGAGCCUGGGCGGCAGUGGCCCUUGAGCCCAUUCCCGUCCCUCUCUGGAGAUGUUUCCUCAUCUGUAAAGCGAAGGGCUCGAAUUGGUGAUCCCGAAGCACCCUCCAGCUCGAAAACUGACGAAUACAGAAGACUCCAGGGGACUUCUGGCCCCUUGCCUCACGCUCCCUGUGUCCUCUGUGUCCUGGGCGCGACGUGGGACCCUCGUGGGGUCAAGGAACACUAGCUCCAAAGACCUCAAGUUGCGGCCAGGUUGAAAGGGCCUUCGCAACGUCGCGCCCUCCUACGCCUAGGUUUAGCAGAGGAGCGAGCCAAGCCGGGAACUCCCGGAGAGAGCGGUUGUUCGGGCCCCAGCCACCGUCAGCUGUCCGGGCGCACACCCCUCUCCGGUCUGUCUUCUCCCCACCCCCACUGGCGCGCGGCCCCUGCUCACCACUCGCGAGGCAGCGGAGCUCCCAGAGCGCGACAGCCUCAACUGCAGAUACCCAAGCCCAGCACGCGACCUGGAUUUCUCCACGCAAGGGCGCCAGGCUGUGUACAAAGUCGCCAUGGCAACGGGCCACUUCCGGGGACUCCGGAAGUGUAGGGCGUGGCGGAAACGAAGUCCGAGAUCCUACGUCUAGGAUACGGUAUGGUCAUGGUAGAGUCAAGAAGACGAGAGAUGGGGCCUGUUAAUCUAGAAAGACUGCAGCAGCUGCAUGCGCGGAGUCAAGGUCAGGCUAGCGAGGAAAAGAAGGCUGCGUAUGAACCAGGAAGCGGGGCAGUGGGGCUUCCGGCGCAAAGGCGUUUGCCACUACGGCGGCCGCGUAGGCCUCUCCUAUUCCAGCUCCGCGCUCUGUGCGGCUGUCGGCGUGUUCCGUCGCCCCGCCUUGGUUCGUGUGGAGCCGGCCGGCCAGGCCUGCGCAGUUGCGGUGGCCGGGGAAGAUGGUGGAGGACGGCGCGGAGGAGCUGGAGGACCUGGUGCACUUCUCGGUGUCCGAGUUGCCUAGUCGCGGCUACGGCGUCAUGGAGGAGAUCCGGCGACAGGGCAAGCUGUGCGACGUGACGCUCAAGAUUGGGGACCACAAAUUCAGUGCUCACCGGAUCGUCUUAGCGGCCUCGAUCCCGUACUUCCAUGCUAUGUUUACAAACGACAUGAUGGAGUGCAAGCAAGAUGAGAUUGUAAUGCAAGGAAUGGACCCAAGUGCCCUGGAGGCUCUGAUCAACUUUGCCUACAAUGGCAACCUUGCCAUUGACCAGCAAAAUGUGCAGUCACUGCUGAUGGGGGCGAGCUUCCUGCAGCUGCAGAGCAUCAAAGACGCCUGCUGCACAUUCCUCCGAGAACGGCUUCAUCCAAAAAAUUGCCUGGGUGUGCGCCAGUUUGCUGAGACAAUGAUGUGUGCUGUGCUGUAUGAUGCAGCCAACAGUUUCAUCCACCAGCACUUUGUGGAGGUGUCCAUGUCGGAAGAGUUCCUGGCCCUGCCCUUGGAAGAUGUGCUUGAGCUAGUGUCUCGGGAUGAGCUGAAUGUAAAAUCAGAGGAGCAGGUCUUUGAAGCUGCAUUGGCCUGGGUCAGAUAUGACCGGGAGCAGAGGGGACCCUGCCUGCCUGAGCUGCUGUCCAAUAUCCGCCUGCCCCUUUGCCGGCCCCAGUUCCUGUCAGACCGAGUGCAGCAGGAUGACCUGGUGCGUUGCUGCCACAAAUGCAGAGACCUGGUAGACGAAGCAAAGGACUAUCACCUCAUGCCAGAGCGCCGGCCCCACCUGCCAGCUUUCAGAACUCGGCCACGCUGCUGCACGUCCAUUGCUGGGCUUAUCUACGCUGUGGGGGGCCUCAACUCAGCAGCAAAUUUUUAUGCAGGUGAUUCCCUGAAUGUGGUGGAAGUGUUUGACCCCAUCGCCAAUCGCUGGGAGAAAUGCCAUCCCAUGACAACAGCCCGCAGCCGCGUUGGCGUGGCUGUAGUGAACGGGCUUCUCUAUGCCAUCGGGGGAUAUGAUGGCCAGCUACGGCUGAGCACUGUGGAGGCCUACAACCCGGAGACGGACACAUGGACCAGAGUGGGGAGCAUGAAUAGCAAGAGAAGUGCCAUGGGGACAGUUGUGCUGGAUGGGCAGAUCUACGUCUGUGGGGGCUACGAUGGCAACUCUUCCCUCAACUCUGUGGAGACCUACUCACCUGAGACAGACAAGUGGACAGUGGUGACCCCGAUGAGCUCGAAUCGCAGUGCUGCUGGGGUUACAGUCUUUGAGGGCAGGAUAUAUGUUUCGGGCGGCCACGAUGGUUUGCAGAUCUUCAACAGUGUGGAGCACUACAACCACCACACAGCCACCUGGUACCCAGCAGCUGGCAUGCUCAACAAGCGCUGCCGGCAUGGAGCCGCCUCCCUGGGAAGCAAGAUGUUUGUUUGUGGGGGCUAUGAUGGCUCUGGCUUCCUCAGCAUUGCCGAGAUGUACAGUUCUGUGGCAGACCAGUGGUGCCUGAUAGUACCCAUGCACACACGCCGGAGCCGGGUCUCCCUCGUGGCCAGCUGUGGACGCCUGUAUGCUGUGGGGGGCUAUGAUGGACAGUCAAACCUGAGCUCGGUGGAGAUGUAUGACCCAGAGACGGACCGCUGGACAUUUAUGGCCCCUAUGGCGUGCCAUGAGGGAGGGGUCGGUGUGGGCUGCAUCCCUCUCCUCACCAUCUAAGGCAGAGGGUGGGAUGUGGUGGGGUGGGAAUCUGGUACAGCCAUACAUAGGCGCUUCCUUCCAGGAACAAUCCCUCUCAGGAGAGGUGGUGGACCAGAAGAUGGGGUGAAAUGUGAGCUUGCCAGACAUACAGUUUUUCCAGGUGCUUAAGUCUUCCUUCACUGACCUUCAGGCCUGGGUCAUCAAGAUGCACAGCACAGGACAGGACAAAAGCCCCUCUGAGUCCCGCAGCUGGUGAUAUGGAAGUGUUUUGCUGGUCCACAUGAACACUCCGUCCAAGCCCAGCUCCCACCCACCGUGGCUCUGUGGGCCACCCAUUUGCAGAAGGCCUUCCGUCUGAUGCACCUCCUUGCCUGCUUGUUUUCCACCCACAUUGUGGCCAGUUUGCCAUGGGGAAGCUGCAGUGGCCAAGCCUGUUGGAAACUGUGGGGUAUAGCUGGGAGAGAAAGGGCACCCUCCAAAUGUUCUUACUGCCUGUGAUGAUGCAGCUGAAGCUGUGUGCUGGCUACGCACAAGCACAUUCCAUCUUCCAUUGUAGGGCACAAAGGAUUUUGUUCUAAUCACCGGUAAGCAGGAAAUACAGAAGUUUUUCCCAUGCCUAACUUUGGGAUUUCAGUGAGGUCUUUUUCAUCUUGAGCAGGAGAAACGGAGGGAAAAAAAAGAUACUUGAAAGAAACUUAAAAGAAAUUUAAACAAGAAAACACACUUGAAAAAAACUGGAAAGAAAAAUACUUCUUUUAUGUGAACAUAUUUUGCAGGAAGAAAAAAGCAUAAGAGACACUGAAGGCAAAUAUGUUUAAAUGGAAAACCGUCCAACUUGAGAAGGGCGGUGUCCACUCCACAUUCGGGUCCCAGGGUACCGAGGCCUUGCACAGCACUUGGGGUUCCCUCUGAGCCCCGGUGUGCCUGGCAUCAGUACAUCUCAAGUGGUCCUGUGGCAAGGUGCUCGUGGGGUUUGUCUUCACACCCGCCGUCAGGGGAACUUUUUAAUCAUAGGCUUAGCAAGCAGCCGUUCUUCUAGGCAGGAGCUCCCAGCUGUAGCUGGGGGCUCCAGAUGUCCCUGUGAUUACCUCCCACUGCCACUGCAGCACUCAUUCAGAUUCCCCACUGUCACUUACAUUCCUUCCCUUUUUGACCAGCAGGAAACAGCAGGUUUGGCCAGAAUCUCACUUGCCCAUCUAUCGUCCUUGGAUGAUUUUCCUCAUUGUGACACUUCUGGGGCGUAUCUGCACUUCUAGAACCUAACCAGGGGCUUUCUCCUCCUACCAGCCAUGGGCUGGCUUGGUCUGGUAACCUUGCCUGCCCUGCCACUCCACUGCUUCUCCAUCCAGCCGCCAAUUCCAGGGGUCUGGCCUCCCUCCAGCCCUUGGAAGACUGACCAGCAAGGUGGACCUUCACAUUCGAGUAAAGCUGGCUUUAUGACAUAAAGAACUAAAGGCUAAAAGGAUCUGCUGCUGCAAAGAACAGAUUUUAUAUUUCUUCCUCUAACCUUGGCAAAUGACCUCUUAAAGAGACUCCAUACUCCUUCCUCCUCCUCCCUGGAUGGGACCUUAAUGUAGCACAGCAGGACCCAAAGAGGAGGACAUUUUCUAUUACCAGUGCACUGGGCAGUGGGACUGUCCAUAAACUGCUGCUGCCAAAAUCUGGUUUUCUAAAAUUCUUCCAGUAGAGACUAAAAGAGGAUAUAAUUCCUUUAACCCAAGACUGGGUCUUAGGGUCCCAAUCUCCACCUGGUCGGUCCUUUGCUGCCUGCCUGGGGUGGCCUGGAAGCCUGUUCAGAAAGGCACAAUGUGGAGCCUGGGGUGUGUCCCCCACCCCAGGACUGUCAGGUUUACCAGCGUGUGCAAUCACCAUGUAUUCAGAGGAAAGUACCUUUGUUACCUGCAACUUAGGAGCUGGGCCUCUCUUAUUAGCACUUGAAAAUGAUAUUUUUAUUUUAAAAGACUGAACAAUCUAAUAUCUGAUAUAGUUUAACCUGGGCUUGUGGUGGAGUGCCAGCAUUUCUCCCUCUCUGAUUUGCCUACAGAGGUAGACUCAGAAGGAGGUUAGGGUCUGCGUUUCCUGUAAGGAGUGUUUCAGCGCUCUUAUUGUUACAAGCCCCUUUCUUUCUUAUUUGAACCAGCACUGAUGAGCCUGGAUUGUGAAGGUGUUAAGAAUUGGCCAAGCAGGGUGGCUCACGCCUGUAAACCUAGCACUCUGGGAGGCUGAGGCAGGAGGAUUGCUGGAGCUCAGGAGUUCAAGA
Messenger RNA from Lemur catta (Ring-tailed lemur), 4925 nucleotides. It is a transcript of the gene KLHL18, whose product is annotated as kelch like family member 18. Bases 944 to 2683 code for a protein of 579 amino acids. Gene Ontology annotation, molecular function: protein binding. The record is from RefSeq and is a predicted model, not a curated record. NCBI's taxonomy places the organism in Eukaryota, Metazoa, Chordata, Mammalia, Primates, Lemuridae. The transcript has 10 exons.